Molecule: messenger RNA, 1258 nt
Organism: Rhopalosiphum padi (bird cherry-oat aphid)
Lineage: Eukaryota; Metazoa; Arthropoda; Insecta; Hemiptera; Aphididae
Exons: 6
Coding region: 90-875 (261 amino acids)
Source: RefSeq, a predicted model, not a curated record
UGUUUCAGUAUAAGGGAAGUAAUUUUAAAUUGUUCAUUUAUUCAUUUUAAAAUUGUACAAUACUGUUCAAUUGAAAAAUAGAAUUCUUCAUGUCAGCCGUAAAAAUGAAGAUUCCGGAAGACAAUAUUACAACGUAUCUGACAAUGAGAAGUCACUUUAAAAAAAUAUAUGAUGUAAGACCUAGGGUAAACUGUUGGUCAGAAGCUUGUCCAAGUAAAAGAUUGUUAAAAAACACUAUCAAUAUUCGUGAUUUUCAAGUUUUGCCACAUUACUGUAAUUCAACGAUUAGUUCUGCAGCAAAAAAAUCAAAGCAACAAAAAUAUGAUAAUAAUAAGUUAUCUCGGUCACCAUCAAGUAAAAAGAAAUCUAUGAAUAGAAACUUAAGCUAUGAAUGUCCAUAUAACGAUGACGAUUUUGGAUUUGGAUCGGUUGAAAAUAAUAAUCGAACAUAUUAUUCUCCCGAAACUCAUCAUCCCCACCUUGCAGAAAACACACAUAAGACGAUAAGAAGCCAGCAACAUAAUCCAUUACAUUCAGAUCAUCCAAAAGAAGCAACUAAAAAAAAAAAUAAAUUUUUUCAAAAUACAAUGGAUGAAUCAUACCAACGAUUUCUUGAAGAAAUGACAAACGAAGUAGUACGACUUGACUUGUCAACAGAUAAAGCAUUAAAAAAUGUUUUUCGUAAACAUAUAAAACACAAUAUUGGAAAGCUUGAUGAGAAAAAAAUGAUGGCAGAAGUGAUGAAAGUACAAGCAUUAUUGGAUUUACCAAUGGAUAAUGAUGAUCGAUAUUCUGGAAUUGACGACAUGCCCACACUUUCAACAAACGAUGCAACUAAUCAUAAUUUACCAGCUGCAUUAAAAUCUGAAAAAUGAUUUUUAAAUUAUCAAAAACCUUAAAAUAAUGUGAACAGUUUUUAUUUUUAUUUUUUUGUUUAAAAAGCACAAGAUUGUUUGCUUAUUUAUUGGAUAAUCAAUAGUUAUAUUGUAUUUAUAUUAUUUCUAAAUUAUAAGUUAACAAUAAUUAUAGCUAUAUGCCUAUAUAUAAACAUUUCUUAAUAUUAAUUACAUAUUAGAAACACCAUAUAAGUUAAAAAAAAUAUUUAGGUAAAUAUAGCUAUUUGAGAACAUUUUUCUAAAUUUCACCCUCUUUUACUUGACGUUUGUUUGUGUGAUAGUGGUCUUAACUUUUGAUUUUUAAAUGACAAUCGCCAUGUUAAAUUUUAAGCUGAGUGAUUAAUAUAUUAAUUUUACAAUGA